AUGCCGCCCAAAAAAGCUGCCGCCGCCGCCGCCGCGGACCCCGCGCCGCUUGGCGAUGCUGACGCGAACCGCGUCAGUGCCUCAAACAACACCAUCACAGAGCCCGCCGAGAAACCAGCUCCCAAGUCCCGCAAGCGCAAGUCAGACGCUGCUGACGCUGCCGCUGACACCGCGGAACCGGCUCCCAAGAAGCAGGCCACCAAGAAGAAGGACGACCCCCUCCCGGACCUCUCUGAAAUCCACCUCGAUGGCGACGAACACAUGAAUGUUCCCGUCUAUGACACCUGCGACACCGUGCGCACCAAGAUCCGUGCCUUACUUAAAAAGGAUGGCGUCACCAAGGCCGCCUUCCUGCGCGCCACCGUGAAAGCUGCCUAUGGCGCCGACUCGACGCACAAGGUUGCGCCGAACCUGCUAACUAACUUUUUGAACAAGAAAGGCGCGGGUGCCGGGAACACGAGCAGCGUCUUCUACGCCGCCUACGUCUUCUUUGAGAAGCUGCGCAUCAGGGACAAGAAGCCCAAGGGGAAAAAGAGGGAGGAGAUGGAGAGGGAGUGGCCCAACGGCAUGGAGACCAAGGAGCAGUUGGGCGGCCCUGUGUUUGCGCAUGUGAGUGAGUCGGUGUCGAUGGACAAGUAUGGCAAGACCGUCAUUUCUGGGCCGCGAGGCGUCAUGCGAGGUUGA
Molecule: messenger RNA, 684 nt
Organism: Colletotrichum spaethianum
Lineage: Eukaryota; Fungi; Ascomycota; Sordariomycetes; Glomerellales; Glomerellaceae
Exons: 2
Coding region: 1-684 (227 amino acids)
Source: RefSeq, a predicted model, not a curated record